Messenger RNA from Alternaria ethzedia, 1689 nucleotides. RefSeq lists its product as uncharacterized. Bases 1 to 1689 code for a protein of 562 amino acids. The record is from RefSeq and is a predicted model, not a curated record. The transcript has 3 exons. NCBI's taxonomy places the organism in Eukaryota, Fungi, Ascomycota, Dothideomycetes, Pleosporales, Pleosporaceae.
AUGUCUUCGCGCGGUCUUCCCGACGUCUUGAUGCAAAAGGUCGACGAUUAUGUCGAUUCGCUGGCGCCCCAGAUCCAGCCCCGCAUCGCCUCCGAACUUGAAGUCUUCCAACAAAAGACUAUCGACAGCCUGGAAACCCAGGUCGUAGACGCUUUUCGUUCACUGUUCGGUAAAGACAGGCCGUCUUCGUCGGAUGGCAGCCGAUCGGGCCCUUGGAAUCUCAAUGACGCAGCACCCGACGCCUAUGGUGGACAGUCAUUGCCUUUUGCGGAUGAAAUCGCCAAGUUGACGCGUAGCUUCGGUCAGAUUUCUGAUGAAGCGGGCGGGGAUUUGCGCGAUAUAUUCGAUCUUACGGAGGGGAACCGAGGAGGCCCAGAGCAGUCUCGAUCCGUAGACGGGGAUUUCUCGUCUGGAGCUCGAGGUUUCCUUUCAUCGGCUCUGAAUGUCGUGCAAGAUCAUUUCGACGAAAGAGGGUCAAAGGGUGGUCAGUCCUUUGAGAUUGGGGGUCUCCUCGGCAUGAUCAGUAGCACAAUCAAGGACGCAUCUCAGAACCCCGAGGAGAAGGCGAGACUUAUCAGCCCAGAGAUCAAGCAGACAGUUGGUGACAAGUUACGUCAACAGCACGCGCCUCUCGCUGAGCAGUUUACCCGCAUAGCCCUGGAACACAUCAAGCGCUGGCUUCGUGGAAACACAAGCACGCGUGACUUGGGUGAUGGUGCGAAAGCCGAAAUUGCCGAACAGGUGGGCGACCUGGUAAAGGGCCUUGGAAAUUUGUUCGGGAGCAAAAAGAGCAGCAAUGAGGAGACUUCGAGAGGCUUUGAUGACUCUAGUCGUGAUGGCGAGAGCAGUAGUGGUGGAGGCUUCUCCCGCGUCAUCAGUGACAAGCUCAGCACGGGUCUCGCCAAAGUCCACCGAGAAGUUCGCUUGGAGUUCCGCAAGAUCCUCGGAGCAAUCGAGAAACAACUAUUCGAAUUGUUACCUGAUCAAUUCCAACGUCCGCUCGAGAAGAUACUAGGUGGAAAUCCUUUCGAUUCACAGCUCGACCGCGAUGCGUCCGGUCCAGCAGAUCGCGGAUUUGGAGAUGACAUCAAGUCCAAAUUGCUCUCCAAGAUCCGUGCUUUGGUACAAAAGGUACAAGAGACACUUCGAGAAAGCAUACUGGGUGUAGUCAAUGGUGGUCAUCGCAAGUUUGAGCGUCAGAGCUGGGUCUUCGUGCAGGGCAUGGUAGAACAGAAAGUACAAAGGUACCUGCCUGACGUUAAGAUCAACGUUCCAGACGACAUCGGAAACGAGAACAACAUGUGCCGCAGGGAUACAACAACCCCCCACAGUACCAGAGCCAUGACCAAUACCGAGAGGAGCCUAGACGCGAGUACCAAGAUCACCAGGCGUCACAAUACCCACCACCGCCUCAAGACUAUCGACCCGAGCAUCACGGGCCACCUCAUGAAGGCUACGCUCCUCAGCAAUAUCAACCGCCUCAACAUCACCGCCCUGAAUCAUAUCCAUCUCAGGACUACCGAUAUGAGCACCAUGCCCCACCUACACAGGGUUACCAUCAAGGACCUCCAGACUAUCGUUCGGAGCAGUACCCACCAUCCCAACAAGGCUACCCUCAACAAGAGUAUUCUCAGCGUGACUACCGCGGUGACGGGUAUCGGAGGCAGGACUAUUAAAAGAGUCGCGUAG